AUGGCCAAAGACGCUACCGCGGCCGAUCCCCCGGCCUCACAUAUCGAGAAGCCGGUGUCCUCUGAGGAGGCAGUGGUCUCUACGCAGGAAGACCCCAAGGCUACCGGCGACCGUCGCAGCUCAGUCGCUCUCAAUGUGAUUGAGAAUCCGCUCACUCGCGUUUCUGCCGAGCAGGCGGUCGCUGACGCCAGGCGGUUCGCCGAGGAACAUGGCAUGGCCGAGCAUGCCGAUCUGUUCGGGCGUGGUGUGCUCGUCGCGCGUGACAUGGAUAACUUCCAAAACGUCCCCGGCCUCACCCCAGAGGAACUCGCAGCCUUGGAGUACGAGAGAGAUCACAAAUGGCACGGCCCGAGAAUGCUCUGGUACGCCAUCGGCUUGUGCGCCAUGGGCGCCGCCACCCAAGGCUGGGAUCAAACCGGUACCAACGGCGCCAACCUGACCUUUCCCAAGUCACUUGGCCUUGAUGUUGAGAACUCGGCCACGGAUCAGUGGAUCCAGGGCCUCAUCAACUCUAUCAUCUUUCUGACAGCUGGUCUCAUUGGUGCCUUUAUCGUUGAUCCUCUUAACCAUUACUUCGGCCGACGUGGAGAAAUUUUCCUUACCGCUGUCUGUCUCACUGUUACCCCGAUCGGAUCUGCUUGCGCGCAGUCUUGGCAAGGUCUAUUUGCUGCCCGUUUCAUCAUGGGUAUCGGUAUUGGUGCAAAGAACGCUACGGUUCCCAUCUAUUCCGCUGAGAUGGCUCCUGCCCGCAUCCGAGGUGCUCUCGUGAUGUUCUGGCAACUUUGGGUCGUUAUCGGCAUCUUUUUGGGUCUUCUUGCCAAUAUCGCCGUCCUGGGCGUCGACGACGAUCUCGAGUGGCGCCUGCAGCUCGGUUCUGCUUUUAUUCCCUCGUUAAUCCUCGCCGCUGGCAUCUACUUCUGUCCCGAGUCCCCGCGUUGGCUCAUGAAGCAUGGCAGGCAGGCCGAGGCAUUCAAAGCCAUGUGCCGCCUUCGUGCACACGACAUCAUCGGCGUCAGGGACUACUACUACUCUUGGGUCAUCUAUGAGGAGGAAGCCCGUCUGGCCGCCGGCUCCACCUACUUUUCUCGUCUCUGGGAUUGCUUUGCCGUUCCUAGGAUCAGACGCUCCAACUACGGUGCCUCGACAGUCAUGAUUGCCCAGCAAAUGUGUGGCAUUAAUAUCAUCUCUUUCUACAGCUCCAGCAUCUUCGAGAACGUCGGCUACUCUCCCCAAGACGCCCUUUACGCCUCUCUAGGCUAUGGUGCCGUUCAGGUCUUGGCUACCAUCCCCACACUAUUCCUAAUUGAUACGAAGGGGCGCCGCACCCUGUGCAUGAUCCCUGGUGUCCUUGGUCUUACCUUCCCUCGUAUGCAAACUGUCAUGACUCCCACGGGUGCUUUCGGGUUUUACGCUGGCCUGAAUCUUAUCGCCUGGUUCAUGAUCUUCUGCUUUGUUCGAGAAACCAAGCAGCUUACCCUAGAAGAAAUCGACCAGGUCUUCUCCGUCCCAACGAGCCAGUUCAUUAGCCACGAGUUCAAGGUUUCGGUUCCUUACUUCUUCAAGCGACACGUCCUCCGCAAGAAUAUUCCCAAGCCCCCUCCACUCAUGGAGAAGGCCGGCAUCAACGCCGGGCCUGGCUCAGCCUAA
Chaetomium globosum CBS 148.51 is the source of this 1647-nucleotide messenger RNA. RefSeq lists its product as uncharacterized. Gene Ontology annotation, molecular function: myo-inositol:proton symporter activity. Bases 1 to 1647 code for a protein of 548 amino acids. The transcript has 8 exons. Lineage: Eukaryota; Fungi; Ascomycota; Sordariomycetes; Sordariales; Chaetomiaceae. The record is from RefSeq and is a predicted model, not a curated record. Gene Ontology annotation, biological process: transmembrane transport. Gene Ontology annotation, cellular component: membrane.